Molecule: messenger RNA, 5459 nt
Organism: Hemicordylus capensis (graceful crag lizard)
Lineage: Eukaryota; Metazoa; Chordata; Lepidosauria; Squamata; Cordylidae
Gene: ADAM11
Product: ADAM metallopeptidase domain 11
Exons: 28
Coding region: 391-2727 (778 amino acids)
Biological process (GO): proteolysis
Molecular function (GO): metalloendopeptidase activity
Source: RefSeq, a predicted model, not a curated record
CCCCACCGCAACUCUCCACAUCUCCCUCCCUCCCAUCAUGUUGGGCUUUUAUAUCCAUCACUGUAGAACCAGGAUGGGGACAUUGCCUUCUCUCUCCUGCCCCUGCCCAACUCACCCCUGGUUUUGAUUUUGGCUUUGCAGCAGACACUCUUUUUCUCCUCUCUCAUUUAUUGGUUUCUCUCCUCCUCCUCCUCCUCCUCUCCCUCAGCAACAGUCCAAAGAGGGAAGGCAAGAAGAACAACAAGGAGCAGGAGAAAGAGAGGACCGGACCCGUGAGGAUCCCAGACUUUCAAUGCAAAGCAAAAGGAAAAGAAGAAAGGGCACCGAGAGCUGUCUUCCGUGCAUGCCGUACCAGCUGGUGCCUACCCUGGGUCCGAUUAUGAAGGCAUUAUGAGCUGUCCGCUGCAGAAUUGGGUGUUGACAGCUUUCCUCUCUCUGCUGCUUUGUCAUUCAGGUUUUGUUAAGGCAGACACGCAACCUGGUGAUUUGCGGAGGCGGAUCCCGAAUGCCAGCUGGCACAAAAGAUGGGGUGCUUCAGAAAUCACCUACCCCACCAGGCUAGUGGACCAGAGUUCCGGGGGAGAAAUCCAGAACCAUCAGCUGGACACGAGGGUGAGAAAAGAACCUGGCAAUGGCGGAGGCGGCGGAAAAGGAGGAAGCCCUGUUAUGCACCUGGCCCAGGUGAGUUUUCUCAUCCAUGCCUUUGGCUCAGACUUCAUCUUGGACCUUGAGCUGAACCACCACCUGCUGUCCUCGCAUUAUGUGGAGCGCCAUUUUGGACAGGACGGAAAUGCCAGCCACACCACGGGAGCUGGCGAGCACUGUUACUAUCAGGGCGGUCUCCGUGGAGAGGCAGACUCUUUUGCAGCUCUGUCCAGCUGCCAUGGCCUGCAUGGUGUUUUCUCAGAUGGAAAGGCUACGUACCUUCUGGAACCUCACAAUUCACCCAAGCGCCGAGAGGGACCACUCCCUCACCUGAUCUACCGGACACCCAUAUCUCACACUGCCCAGGACUGCACACAACCAGGGUGCUUAUUUGCUGCACUGAACUACAACAUUCCUUCUGGGCUGCCUAAACUGCGGCGUCGAAGGCAGGUUCAUCGAGGUCACCGAACUGUCUAUAGUGAGACGAAAUUCAUCGAACUCAUUGUGGUUAAUGAUCAUCAGCUGUUUGAGCAGCUGCGGCGCUCCGUUGUCCUUACAAGUAACUUUGCAAAGUCAGUGGUGAACCUUGCUGAUGUGAUCUAUAAGGAGCAGUUGAACACACGCAUUGUGUUGGUCGCCAUGGAGACAUGGGCAUCGGGAGACAAGAUCCAGGUAGAUGAAGAUUCCCUGGAGUCGCUGAGUGAGUUCAUGAAGUACCGCCAGGAUGCUCUUCCUGAGCAUAGCGAUGCUGUACAUCUCUUCUCUGGUCACACUUUCAGAAGCAGCCGCAGUGGUACAGCUUACGUUGGGGGGAUCUGCUCUGUUGCCCGAGGCGGAGGUGUGAAUGAGUAUGGCAAUGUGGGAGCGAUGGCAGUAACAUUGGCACAGACUCUGGGGCAGAACAUCGGCAUGAUGUGGAACAAGCACCGUGCCUCGGCAGGGGAUUGCCGCUGUCCUGACUCUUGGCUGGGCUGUAUCAUGGAGGACACUGGAUAUUACCUGCCACGGAAGUUCUCGCGCUGCAGCACUGAUGAGUACAGUCGGUUCCUGGCCAAAGGUGGGGGAAGCUGUCUCUUUAACAAGCCCUUGAAGCUCCUUGACCCCCCUGAAUGUGGCAACGGAUUUGUGGAGGCAGGAGAAGAAUGUGACUGUGGAUCCUUGGCGGAAUGCUCCAAAGGUGGUGGAAACUGCUGCAAGAAAUGCACACUUACUCAUGACGCCAUGUGCAGUGAUGGGUUGUGCUGUCGAGGGUGCAAGUACGAGCCGCGGGGCGUGGCCUGCCGGGAUGCUGUGAAUGAAUGUGACAUUCCAGAAACCUGCACUGGUGACUCCAGUCAGUGUCCACCCAAUGUGCACAAGCAGGAUGGCUACUUUUGUGACAAUGAGCAGGGCCGGUGUUAUGGAGGCCACUGUAAAACCAGGGACCGCCAGUGCAAAGCAUUGUGGGACCGUGCUUCAGCUGAAAGGUUUUGCUAUGAGAAGCUGAAUGUUGAAGGCACUGAGCGAGGGAACUGUGGACGUGAGGGGAACCGCUGGGUGCCAUGCAUCAAGCAGGAUGUGUUGUGCGGAUACCUCCUCUGCGCCAAUGUGACAGGUUCUCCAAGCGUUGGUGAACUUCUUGGUGAAAUCACCACCAUGACCUUCUACCACCAAAAGCGUUACGUGGACUGCAGAGGUGGCCAUGUACAGCUUGUGGAUGGCACAGAUCUGAGCUACGUGGAAGAUGGGACACCCUGUGGGCCCAACAUGCUGUGUCUUGAUCACAAAUGCCUUCCUGUGUCUGCCUUUAACUUCAGUACUUGCCCCGGCAGCUGGGGUGGCCAGAUCUGCUUUGACCAUGGGGUCUGCAGCAACGAGGGCCAGUGCAUCUGCUAUCCUGACUGGACGGGCAAAGACUGCAGCGUCUACGAUCCUAUCCCAGAAUCUAAGCCCACAGGGGAGCCAGAGAAGUACAAGGGUCCCAGUGGCACCAACAUCAUUAUCGGCUCCAUCGCUGGAGCCAUCCUGGUGGCUGCUAUCGUCCUCGGUGGCACCGGAUGGGGAUUUAAGAACAUUCGCAGAGGAAGGUCGGGAGGGGCUUAGCCCCAACUCAUAGCCCUGACCUUUUGUGCUGCUGAGUCUGUAUUCCUGCCAUUGGGUGGGGAGGAAGGUAAAUGUGCCCUCCUUUCCUCUUCCUGCUCAGCAAAUAACCAACAACCCAAGCCACCAAGUCUUCCAUUGUCUCCUGGAUGGACGUGAGCAGGAGAGAUACCCUCCUUUGGGGGGCAACUGGCGCUGCACUGCCUCGCACUGUGGGAACAGAUCCCCAUGGAUGGCCACAAGCCUUUUUGUACCUUGCCAUGUGCACCGUGCCGUCUCCUUGCAACCUUUCCUGGGGGAAAAGACUGGAAAAGGGAUGCUACUUUCACUCUCACAGGUCUACAUAUGUGCCUCACUUUGCUAAUCCCACCAAGGAAUGUACCAUGUUGGAUCCACCAAAAAGCCACACAACACGGGGGCAUAGAAAUGCUCCUCUCCUCAGCUUCUGUGCCUGGAAGACAAACUUGCCACAUCCCCUUGGAGGAGAUGGAGCAUCGGAGUCUAUUAUGGGGUGGGGGGGGGAGGGGGAGGACUCCACUGGGCCAUGUUAUCUUCUAUGGUUUUUCAUGUGCACCAGGCGCACUGAUAGUCUCCAUCCUUUCUUUUCCUGAAGAGCUGCAUACUGCAGCAGCACAAAACUGCUCCUGGGUGUGUGAGCAAGGAUCAAGGCUCCUAAGAGCUUCAAGGCAGAGCAGUGAGGAAGAGGAGGAGCGAAGGCUGCACCACAACGAAGAGCACAACCCUGGAGGGAGCCCACUUUGCACUGCGCUUGCCUCGGACCCUUGUCAUCUCCCAGCACUCUCCAGCCUGUGGGCACCUAGAACUGUGAUUUCUGUUGUGCAUGGGGUUGUAUGUACAUAUCUCUGGGCAGGGAGCAGCAUCUGUAUAUUGUGAUGUGCCCAAAGACAAACUCAGAUGCCCCUUCAGGGCAUUCUUGUAGAUACACGUCGUACCUUCAUUGCACAUGCUGAAUGUUGAAGGCUGGGCAAGCAGGGUUCCAGUCAAUCGAAGGGACAAUUCUGGGCCAUCCACUGGCUGCCAGGCCUUCUUGUUUUGUGUUCCCUGCUACGCUGCGCACAUAACUGCCAAUAUUUGCUGCCUGUAGAAGAGACUGAUAGCUGUCAAUAUUUGCUGCGUGUAGAAGAGACUGUGUUUGACGUGUGUUUGAAACACACACCUCAAACACUUCUGUUGACCCCAGAAACCCCAGCCAUCAAGGGCCAAUAUUUUAAGAUUGAAUUCCUAUAGAAUUCUGUUAAUCCUAACGUAUACAACAAGGAAAAACACUGCGAUGCAUCCAGCUGCCAUAUUUUACAACUGAAAAGCAGUUUUGUUGUUGUUGCUCAACUCUAAUUGUUGUUGACUUGUGCCUGAGCUCUUGCAAAGUUUGUUAGUCCCAAUUAACUUGCAGGGGAACUGAGGUGUUCCAAGGACAUCUAGCUUGAAAUAGCAAUUUGAACUAAGUGUUUUGCUUAACCUAAUCCAUUUGAAGAAGUGAAGAGCCCUUGCAAUGGGUUCUGCUUUGAUUUGUAUUAUCAUUGUCUCUUUUAAGGGAGGUUAGCUCUUUGAAGGACUUGGGUUUAGUCUUGCAGUUUCUUUCUGACAAAGCUUAUUUUGCUUAUUGUGCAGCUCAAGCCUGUGCAUAUUUUCUCAGAAGUAACUCCCACUGUGUUCAAUGGGGUUUACUCCCAAGUAAGUGUGUGAAGGGAUGAGGAAAUGGCCCCUGCUGAAUUUCACCUGUUAUUCAGUGGUUGAUGGUUGGUGGGAAAAUAUCGCAUUCCUACUGGAUAUACACCCUGUGCAAAGGGAACUGGAGCCAAGCCAAAUGACUCCUUUAGCAUAAGGUUCAGUCUUUUCCUCUUCCAGUAAUUAAUUCCUAAAACAAGGAGAGCUGGGGCUCAGCCUUGGAUAUCAUGCUUCUUGACUUGGUAGCCUGUCUCCCCAAUUCACAAAUGUGAGUGGAUGAUUUAAGCACCUCUACUCUGUAUCACUCAGUACCUGAGGUGCACAUAGAUAAUUUUAGAGCCUGGACCUAAACGCCUUUGGAGGUCCCCUCCUCCCGUAGCAAGUUAAGCAUCAUUUUUCACAUGUUGGUUCUUGAGGGCACAAACCACACCACCCAGGACAGAUUAAAGUCUAUUUGGGGGCCCUCAGGGGGUGUGGAGGCCCUGGACUUCAGCUCCAAAGUCCAGAGGUAAGAGCACCUCUGCUCAGUAUUGUAUUGUAACUAGUACUUCACUCUGUGCUGUAAUGAUCACACAGGUUUCCUAAACAAUACUGUCAACUUUAAAAUAAGCUUUCCAAUGCGGACAGCACCCUUCUGACAACGCAGCGACACUGAUGUGGAGACACGGGCAAUAUGGACGGUCCCUUUGCGGACGCGUUGCGAGUAUGUUGCAGCAUGUAAUCUGGAAAGCUCCCAAGAGCUCAGCUGGCUAGAUCAGUGUCAAAUACUUGGCAAUCAGCUCAGUUCCUCUGCAAGUUUGCAAAACUAACAUCAUUAAUUUGCAGCACAGCUCAAGCUACUUUGCAAGCUUACAGUAGGCAAAGAUGAAAAAGCACAUGUCAGCUAUAUAACCAAAGUCCAAUUAAAAAGACUUAAAGCAUUUUUAUUAUCUUUAGGAGCUAAAUUUAUAAUGUGAUCUAGAUUUUACCAGGGUUUGAUUCUGAAAACUCUGAAUAAGAGGGGAGGGGCAGAGCUCUGUAACGGAUGAAAGAAGGGAGCGUCUUUUUUU